AUGAGCAAGGUGGUCAGGUCAUCGAGUGAAUCAGAUGUACAAAUCUGGGAAACAGAAGAUGGUGACAUGACAGAAGGGGACUUAGGAUAUGGUCUCAGACGAAGACCCGGCGGUAUUUAUGAAGUAGAAGUUUCACAUUUAUUCCCAUCUAGAAAAAAACCAGAUGGAAAUAACUUGAGCCCGCCUUCAUUUCCGAGAAAGGGGGAAGAAAGUAGUGGUACUAUUUUUCAGCAUUCCAAGCAUCCGAGCUUGCAAGAUACAUAUUCUCAAGAGUCUAGAAUUCCCAAUUACAGACGACAAUGUAGCACUGUGGAUUCUAAUUCAGAAUUGUCAAAUGUAGAAUUAAGGCAACGUCUUCAUGAAACUUUAGAGGAGGUAGAAGUUUUAAAAACUGAGCUUGAAGCAUCUCAAAGACAACUUGAAGGUAAAGAGGCAGCACUGAAAAUUCUUCAAAACAUGGCAAUAUUUGGUAAGGCCACCAGUCAUACCCAGGCAGUGCUUCAAAAGACAAUGGAACAAAAGAGAUCAUUGGAGAAGGAAAUAAAUUCCUUGCAGUGGGAAAUAGAGUUUGAUCAGAAUAGAUUUAAAAAUAUAGAGGAAUCCUGGAUCCAAAAAUAUGACAGACUUAACUGUGACCAUGCAGUCCUCAAAGAAACUUUGAAACUGAAAACAGAAGAAGUUAAAAUCCUAAAGUCUGAAAAUGCAAUUUUGAAUCAGCAAUAUUUGGAAACUCUUGCAAUGCUUGAGAUCAAACAACAGAAAAUGGCUCAGGAAAACACGUGCCGUAGUCCAAGCAGCUGCUUUACAGAGGCUUCAGGUCUUGAGGUUGCAGUCCUGGGAGCCUGCCUUUGUCAUGGUCCAGGAGGGAACCCCUGUCCCUGUGCCAAAAUGGCAGCGUCCACUCACAAACUGCUGCUUCAGCUCAAACAAGAGUUGGAACUUUUGCAGAAGAGUAAAGAAGAAGCUUACAUAAUGGCAGAUGCAUUCAGAAUUGCAUUUGAGCAACAGUUAAUGAGGAAAAAUGACCAGGCACUAAGAUUGACACAAAUGGAUAAUAUGUAUAAAAAAGCAACGAAACAGAUAAACUGGAAGCACCUUAAAGAGGAUGGUUUCCUAUCACAAAGGACUAAGAAAACCUUAGGGCAGAAACUGUUCAGUAUGCUUCCUUCCGAAAACAGUUUGAAAAGAACUGAAGACCAGGAGAAUCCUCAAGACGUUUGUAAGACAUUAAUAGAUUUGUUAAAUGAUAAAGAAGAAGCUUUGGCUCAUCAGAGAAAAGUUAGUUACAUGCUUGCUCGGGCAUUGGAAGACAAAGAUACAGCUUUACAACAGAACAAAGAGAAAAAUCCUAUGAAAGAAAAGUUUUCAUUCAGGAACUCCUGGCUUAAAACCUCAGAAUUGGCAGUUUUGCAUGAUCCUAUGUAUUCAAAUGUCCAAAUUUUUAAUUCUCUGGGCUUUAUGUCUUCAAUCCAUCACCCUCAAAACUACACAAGAACUCUUAAAAAGUCCCAUUCUUUGCCAUCAGGUAUCAUGUUUUGA
Molecule: messenger RNA, 1539 nt
Organism: Chrysochloris asiatica (Cape golden mole)
Lineage: Eukaryota; Metazoa; Chordata; Mammalia; Afrosoricida; Chrysochloridae
Gene: CCDC125
Product: coiled-coil domain containing 125
Exons: 12
Coding region: 1-1539 (512 amino acids)
Biological process (GO): negative regulation of Rho protein signal transduction; negative regulation of cell motility
Cellular component (GO): cytoplasm
Source: RefSeq, a predicted model, not a curated record